Suillus clintonianus is the source of this 1203-nucleotide messenger RNA. RefSeq lists its product as uncharacterized. The record is from RefSeq and is a predicted model, not a curated record. Lineage: Eukaryota; Fungi; Basidiomycota; Agaricomycetes; Boletales; Suillaceae. Bases 1 to 1203 code for a protein of 400 amino acids. The transcript is spliced from 5 exons.
AUGCCCUACAGGGUGUUAGAGUGGAAAAAGGCAGCCGAAAAAGCGACUCAGGACCGCGGAGAGCUUCUUGACAUCUAUCAGCUUAAAAUGGACAAAGCACCCUCUAUGGCUGAAAUACGUCUCAGAUUGACUGAAAAUGAACUAUCUGCUAAUGGUAGGACUGGGUCUGUUGCAUGGUUGAUCGAGGGUAUAAAUAUAGAAAAUUCUCAAGAUGCCUUGAGAUUGUCUAUAAGGCAGCUGCCCCAGGAUCCAACUGCUUCCCAGAGAACCGGGAUUGAAGAAAAACGGCAAAAGCUCAUGGCACGGAUUAUUAAGUUCCAUGAGGCUGCAGAGGUCAUGACUAAUGGUAUGGAAUUGAAGGGAGGUGAAGGAGCACCACUGGACAACCCUGAACUGUGCCUGGAGGAGGCUGACAUAUCCAAUAUGGAAGAUCCAGAGGAAGAGGACAUUUUGGACUUCGACGGUAAUAUUGACUCACCUGCCGAAGUCACCGAGAUUUGGAUGCCAUCAUGGGCAGCCUCUGGUCACAUCAUGGAUGAUGUUGUCUUGGCAUUACGUCAAGAAGAACUCGAGCUUCGAAAGGGUCAAGCAAACGACUGCCUGGAAAAGCUUCGUCAAGCCCUGGGUGAUAGAUCAGUCGUCUUUCGGGAGAAAAUACACUCCAACAAAUCGGUCCAUCACCAGGGCACUAGAUCUAAAAAGGAACUCCAAACGAUAACUCUCUCCAUCAACAGACAUGCAAGAGGUUACAGCCGGGCAAGGGCUGCAAUGCUCCGCCUAGGGGCUGACUCUGAUACAGUGGCAGUGUAUCAACCCCUAAAGCCUCAGGACCUAGUGGUGAGCAAAGAAGUCACAGAAGAAAACAGGCAUGGGCAGGGUUCAGAUAAAUUGGCUUGGUUUUGGAGGAUCAACAAUGCGGAGGACAGUCAGAAGAACAUAUGGAUGAAUGAGUUUUAUCGUGUGAAUUGGUUGAAAGCUAAAGCACGGUAUGACCGUUGGUCAGAAGAACUGAAAUUGGUACAACAUGAAAUGUUUUGGACCAUAUCCUGGUUUCGGACACAGGAGGAGAGGUGGAGAGUUCGGGCAGAUGAAAGCAUCAAGAAUGGGAAUAGGGCAUAUGCUGAGAGGCAGGCAUCUAUGUGGGCAGAAUUUUCAGCUCAGGGCCUCAAGAAUUUUGAAGGAAAAUUACUUAUAACAAGUUGA